AUGCUCUCCUCCACCCUAAUAACCGCCCUCCUCAUCGCUUCCACAACCGCCAACUCGAUCCUCACCUGCACCACAACCCCAAACCCAACAUGCGCAAAUCCCAUAGACGAAAUAACACACAUCUCCCCGACCUUCGUCGUCGCAAAACUGCCAUGUCUGGAUUGUCCGACUGUAAACCGUAAAGGGCCGGAUACACACCAUGAAAUCACACAUGAAGAGAACGCCCUCUUCCUCAACCUCACACUCACCCCCCGUGCCCUCCUCCUAAACUCCAUCCCCAUCUACCCACCCCUCAGUCUCCCACCCCCACGUAUCUACAUAGGCCAAAUCCCACCCCCCUUCACAAACAAAGAUCUAGCCACCUCAAUCGCCUGUAAAACGUCCUGCGCAGAUGAACAUAACUGCUGGUGCAUCGAACCGAGUUUGGGCGCUUACGGCGUGAGUUACUCCUACACCGCGCUCUCCACCUCCGACAACAAAUGGACCAUCGUAUUCGAUAUCAUAGGAGGAUUGAAUGGGUAUCAAGACGACCCAUACAUCGAAUUCACCAAACCCGGGCAAAAAGUCCUGGUCCUCGAAAUAACCGACACAUCCGGCACGAUCGAACUACUUGACAUCAAGCUCGUCGAACGCGUCACCAAACUCCCACCCUCAAAGACGUCCUCCGUCUGGCUCAAGAUCGUUCGGUUCUUUGGAUUCAAAGACGAGGCGGUUAGGGGACCGGGUCAUUUGGUUGUUGAUGUGCGGGAGUGGGAGGAUGGGGUUAGAGUGGGCACGUUGUGGUAUUUUGUUGGGCGUGCUAUGGAUUAUUGGCUGCCUGUUGUGAUUGUGAUUAGUGUGUUUUUGGGAUUGGUGGGGUUGUGGGUUUUGUCUUUGGGUGUGAGGAGGGUUUAUAGGUGGGAGGGGGGUGGGAGGGGGGUGGUGAGGAAGAAGGGACGGGAGGAGGGGGUGGAGGGAGAGGGCUUGUUGGGGUGGGUUGAGGGGAGGGAUGGGUGGGAGUUGUAG
Molecule: messenger RNA, 1005 nt
Organism: Glarea lozoyensis ATCC 20868
Lineage: Eukaryota; Fungi; Ascomycota; Leotiomycetes; Helotiales; Helotiaceae
Exons: 2
Coding region: 1-1005 (334 amino acids)
Source: RefSeq, a predicted model, not a curated record